This is a messenger RNA of Drosophila subpulchrella, 840 nucleotides long. Its product is annotated as DNA translocase FtsK-like. The record is from RefSeq and is a predicted model, not a curated record. The transcript is spliced from 2 exons. The coding region runs from base 1 to 840 and encodes 279 amino acids. NCBI's taxonomy places the organism in Eukaryota, Metazoa, Arthropoda, Insecta, Diptera, Drosophilidae.
AUGAGCACACGCGUCACCAGAGCCGAAGCACGCAGGAGGAUGGCGGCCCUCCAGGAACCUCGCCCGGGGCAAGGAUGGUCGGAGACCCGGCCUACCCGAGCUCCGCGGCGGGCCCUGAAGCGGACCCGCGACGAGGACUCCGCACCAGAACCCGCGGUGAGCUCCGACAGCGACGUGGAGGUGGUCGGGGAUCCCGCCGUCGAGGAGAGAGAGAGCCACUCGGAGGAUGUCUGUCGGGCCACCGAGGAGACUCGGAAACGGUUCCGAGAGCGGGAGCCGUCGGACGAGGAGCAGCAGCGGUCGACGGAGGAGGAGGCGAGAUGGCAGGCGCGACUGCGGCAGGACCACGAGGCGGCGGCGACGCGAUGGCAUGCCCGCUUGCGAGAGGCGGAGGAAGAGGAGCGACGGCUGUGGGAGGCACCGGUGGAGGACGCGUGGGAAGUGCCACUCACCCCCAGAUACGCGGCCGAGGAGCCCAGUCCGAGGAGCGAGGACGAGGACGAGCAAUGCGCGCCAUCCCCUCCGCGGUGGUUGCCCGAGGUACCACCCACUCCCCGCUACGAGGGGGAGUGGCUCACAGACGGCGACGGAGGAGCACCGUUGGCCACGCCGCCGUGGAGGCCGGUCCGGCCACCCACGCCGCGAUACAUCGAGCCACAGCGACCGGAGGAGCACACGCCAAGCGAAGAGGCGACCGCGCAGCCAAUGCCACAACCACAGGAGGAGGAAGUCCACCAGGCACGGGCGGAGGAGCCGUCGGUGGUGCGGACGGAGGUGCCGGCCGCGCACGUGAGCCACAGCACACGGGCGUUCGUGGCCGAGGGCGUGCGGUGGCGGUAG